AUGUCUUUAAGCACGUGCGUACAAAGUGAUAGAUGGCUUUCCAAUAGCAUCAAUGAAAGUUACGAAAGCAUGCCAAUUAAAGAAUAUGAGCAAACUGAUCCUGAACUAGCUGAGCUAGAAAAUUUAUCACGAAAUUUGGCUAGCAAGCUAGAAAGAAUAAAUGACGACAUAAAUGUGCUGAAGAAAAGAAAAGAUAAGUGCCAAGACAAAACUGAGAAGUAAAAUUAAUAUAGACUUGAAGAAGAGAAUUGCUUAUUAGAAAAAGAAAAUGAAGAGCUAGAAGAAGAAAUAAAGCAAUUAGAAAGGACGCUGUAUUUGUGACAGCACCAAGAGCAAAUGAAGUCUCCAAAGCAUAAACCUAAGCAAAGUUCUGCAAUUAACAGAGUCCCUGCGCUUGUAUCAACUUCUUUUUUAAAUAAAUCUUUAUCAAUGAAAAGUGAAGAAGAUCCAGAAGACGAUCUUGGCAUUGUAGAAGCCAUACAUAAGCAAAUUAUUGAAAUGAGAAAUACUUUUCAAGACCAAGCUAUUGUCUUGUACCAGUUACAAGAUUUUGUGAAUGAAACUUAUAACGAUCGCAUUGAAUUUCAGAAAAUAGUGAUGGAAGUAGAAAAUGAUAAGAAAAAAGCUUCAAAGUUAAUUGAAGAUUAUUAUGUUAAGAAAGCGACAACUUUUGAGUCUAUGAAACAAGAAAGAUCUUCGCUUUUCGGCGGAAGCAUAGUUAAAAGUGAAGAAGACAUGACUUUUGGCAUGCAUGAAAAUUCUACCCCCUCCAUGAGCGAACAAAAAAAAAUUGUUUGGGUUAUUUUUUUUUAAAAAAAAUUUCUAAAUAAAUUUUAUCGUAAAUUUAUUUUAGAUUUACAAAUCCCAGAGAUUUCAUUGUGCUGGUUAUCAUCUAUUUAUCAAAAUAUUUUUCAUGAAAAGUUAUAUUUAAAAACAGUUUGCUCGUUGACAGAGAUGGUUUUUGGGCAAAAAACAGUGAUCUUUCCUUGGUUUUGUUCGCUCAAGGAGAGGAAGUAAGGAUUUUUGUAAAUAUAUUAUCAAAAUUAGUCCAAAAGAACGAAAAGUUAAGAAAAAUUUGUUUUGCCAGUAUAUUAAUUCGAAGAAGCACAAUAUUAAAAAUGCCAGUUAGGGAUAGGUCCUAGCUCCUGCUCAAACAGGAUGGACCUAUAAACCGAGUUUAGUGAGAGAAGUCAAUCUUCUUGAGAGUCUCGGCUUGAAGAGAAGGGUUGGUGCUGAGGCUGGCAUUGACUAGAGAAGUCUUAACGGGCUUAUUAACUUUAACGGUGUUCACCUACCGUUGUUCAGAGCUGCUAAUUUAGCUGAACCUCAAGUAAAGGGGACUUUAUAGGCAUUUAAAAUGCUAGAGUAAUUCAAUAAACUUAAACUUAAACUUAAAUUCGAAGAAAAAAAAAGCGUUAAUGAAAAACUCUGCACUUUAUAGAACACAUAUUCUGAUGCUGCAUAUGGACUGCUAA
Molecule: messenger RNA, 1475 nt
Organism: Blepharisma stoltei
Lineage: Eukaryota; Ciliophora; Heterotrichea; Heterotrichida; Blepharismidae
Source: the annotation of a GenBank genome assembly